AUGUGCGAUUGUCCGUUAUUCACUAUAAGAAACUCCCUUAUAGCAAACUUGGAGAGGCAUCCCAGUUGGGACAAGUUUCAAACAUUUCAAACUGCAAAUUUUGGAAUUGGAGGCGAUAAAGUGGAAAAUGUUCUUUAUCGUUUAAAAAACGGCGAAAUAUCAAAUCUGAAAACUAAAAUUGUGGUUAUAUUGGCAGGAACAAACAACACGAAACAUAGCAAACCGCACGAAAUUUAUGAAGGAAUUAUUAAAUGUGUGAGCAUUAUUAAAGAAUUGCUUCCGAGUGCUCGCAUCAUUUUACCCACCAUGCUUCCAAGAGGAAGAGUACCAAAUGCCCAACGCGAUUGCCUGCAAGUCCUUCUUCAUACAUGCCAUGAACAAAGUAAAUGGUUGUUUGUUGAAGUCAUGACAGAUACCAUGCAUUGUAAUAUGCGUGUGCAUCAUCAGGCAUAA
This is a messenger RNA of Ctenocephalides felis (cat flea), 453 nucleotides long. Its product is annotated as platelet-activating factor acetylhydrolase IB subunit gamma-like. The record is from RefSeq and is a predicted model, not a curated record. The coding region runs from base 1 to 453 and encodes 150 amino acids. NCBI's taxonomy places the organism in Eukaryota, Metazoa, Arthropoda, Insecta, Siphonaptera, Pulicidae. The transcript has 3 exons.